GCGUCGCGCCGUCAGUCUGCCGUAACGUGGCGGCGCUGCGCUCGUGUGUGUGUGCUGCAGGAGUGGCUUUGAACUGUCAUUGUUCAUGUAGUUUUCUGUGAUAAGAAUUUUAUUGUGAAAUUAUAGUUUAGCGAAUUAAUUUAUACAAUCACUAUGUCUGCGUCGGGUGAAUUUGGUAAUCCAUUACGGAAGUUCAAGCUUGUAUUCCUGGGGGAACAGAGCGUGGGAAAGACCUCGCUCAUCACUAGGUUCAUGUAUGACAGCUUUGACAAUACUUAUCAGGCGACAAUUGGUAUCGACUUCCUGUCAAAAACCAUGUACCUGGAGGACCGCACGGUGCGGCUGCAGCUGUGGGACACGGCCGGCCAGGAGCGGUUCCGCUCGCUCAUACCUUCCUACAUCAGGGACUCCACAGUCGCUGUUGUUGUAUAUGAUAUAACAAAUUCAAACUCAUUCCACCAGACGUCUAAAUGGAUCGACGACGUGCGUACGGAGCGCGGCUCUGACGUCAUCAUCAUGUUGGUCGGCAACAAGACUGACUUGUCUGACAAGAGACAGGUGUCCACUGAGGAUGGAGACCGCAAGGCCAAGGAGCUCAACGUGAUGUUCAUCGAGACCAGCGCCAAGGCUGGCUACAACGUUAAACAGCUGUUCCGACGAGUGGCGGCGGCGUUGCCAGGCAUGGACUCAGCCGAGAGCAAGCCCCCUGAAGACAUGCACGAGGUGAUCCUGAGACAGGCGCCCGGCGACAGCAAGGAGGCGGACGGCGGCUGCGCCUGCUAGAGCCGUUGGGAUUCACUUGUGUACGGUGAUGCAUUUAGUUCCGAGUGAGAGCCGAAUGGAAUCAAAUUCCCUAUGUUUUUUUUUUUUUAAUAAACGACGGUAAUGUGUAAAUUGGAUGUACAGUUUCUAUGUCAAUAAGGCUCUGUUAUGUCGCCGCGGAUAUUGGCAUUUCCGUAACGUCAUUUAAGAUAAUUUGGUAAUACUAAAAAUAUACUAAAUCUAAUUUGGACUUUAACUCCAUUUCCUCCACACAAAGUUAUUUUUUUAAUGCAACAUAAAUUCGUUAGUUUAAUUCUCAUCCGCGGCUACGUAAAAGUCUCGAAGGUUAUGAAAUCACGUCGAGGACGACAAAGUGUGGACAAAGUGGCGAUCUGAAGUGUUUGUGCUAUGUGCUUUUGUGUUCAGUGAUAUUAGUGUCUAAUUCAAUAGCUUCCGAUCGCAGUAGGUCCUCACUAGCCUAAUUAUGUGAAAUCUCAUAAGUGCCUUAAAUAUACCGAUGAUUCGCAUAGAUGGCUAUCAUUUGUCUUGCUGAAAAUUUAAAUUUAUGUCACAGUUUGUCAAAAUUGACAACACGAUGUAUAUUCAAUUUUAAUAUACAAUUACAAUUUAUUAAAAAUGGCUGCUAUUUUCUAUGAGCGGUACGCCUAUUAGGCGUGUUUUGACCUUCGUUUUCUAUAAAAUAUUGUCGAUGUGUUUAAGGCACAGAUUCCUCUGAACGAAACACUUUUUUUUCGUCAUACAGUUAUUAUGAAAAACGCGUCAAUUAUUUUAAAGUAAUAUGUACACAGAAGCACGAUUUCGUCCGCUCCGCCGCCACUAGUAGCUUAUUUUGUAUAAUAUUAGGUGUAAAGGGUUUGUAUCUAAGUCUAAGACUGACUCAAUCGACGCCAUCUUCUGAUUACCUGAUUUCGUGAACCCCCACGUUAUUGGUCGAAAUAUUUCGCUUUUGAAAGAGCUGAUUGGUUGCCUCUAUCGCUGUUUCUGUCACUCAAUAUUAUUCUAAAGCCCGAAAUGAAUUGUCUAUAUUAUCAUUCUUUUAUCAUCAGAAUUCGUUAUACACGAAAAUAAACGCGCCAAGACGCGUAACAAAGUUUAUAUAAAAGUAAUAAUUUUCAAAGACCACUUUUAAUUUUAUUAUGGUCAAAUACUAAUUUGUGCUAGGGGUUGUAUAUUCUUCAAGUAAAUUAGUUUCCAAAAUCUGGAGGUUCCCUACACCCGCAAGAUUUAUGUCAAUUUUUCUUAGAUUUUUCAUGAGGGUUACCGUUUUCGCUCACUAGAUGACGCCACUGGCGAGAGAAGUAUUGUUAUUGCUCACAAUAAAAAAACGGUUUUUUUCCCACAGCAAAUGUUGAAAUUUGCCUCGGGCCCAGACCAGAGCCUCUAGCGGCAAAAAUCGCGAUAGCUCUCGUAUUGUAGGUUUUCACGCUAAGCUAUGAAAUUAUUCAUAUGUUUUUUGUUUUAAAAUUUGCUCAGGUGCUCUUUAGUGUACACAUCAAACGCCAAUCUUUUUCGAUGCAAUAUUAUUGUGUAUUUAGGUACAGAUCCUAUAUCUUAUGCACAUACAUGUCAUGUGCGAGUGUAGUACCACAGUGCAUAGAUAGCGAUUUUAAUAUUUAUUAUUGCUUUUUUACGAAUGAAACAUACGGAAUGAUUAAAAAUGUUUUACAUAGACGGUAUGAUCACCUAGGUUUUUAUUUCGAAAUUGGCUAGUGUCAUACAUAUAUUCUGUAAAAUAAUGCAAAUCAAUGGAAGCGAUUAUUAAAAUCUCACAUUAAAUUAGAUAUGCUAUUAAAUAUCAUAAAAUAAAUAAUAGUAGUAGGCAUUCACGGUAAUUUUUCACAAUUUUCAAUUAAAACAUCUAUCCAGUGAUAGAUGUCAAUCUUCAUUGAUACAAUUUGAAUUUAAUUCUUAACUCAGAAUAUGCAGAAUAUAACAUAUUGAAAAUAUUUGUAUACAGAUUGAGUGGUAUUAUUUUUUGAGUUGGUAUAGAUACAUUUAGUUUCGUGUAUAUUUGCUAUUGCCCAUUUAUAUUUAGUUUUAUUUAUUUAUUUAGUACUAAGUGAUCUGUAUCGAUACUUUUAUUCAAAUUAGUGAAAUUGUCAGCUAGCUUCCUAUUUUAAAACUGACUUUUUGCAUCAUUCCGAAGCUUUUUUAAAAUUACAUAUUACAUUGGAUGACAUCGGGCGAUCAUAAGAUAAAUAAUAAAUCGAUAAAAUUAAUAUUAAUGCUUAUUUAAAAUAAAUUAUUUUUAUAAAUGAGAUUUCUAUAUAUUUACUUUUAAGUUUUUAGUGGUUUAUAUGUAUAAUCAAUUAAUAUAAGUUCGCCUUCAAUGGUGCCAGUUAGUUAAUGUGGAAUACCACAUUUGCGUUUCUCACCAAUUGGACAAUGCAACUUUGUCACUUUUACGUAGUUUACAUUUAAAAUUGAAUUCACUUAAUAUGUUAUCAUAAAGGUAUUUUUUUUUAUAUUAUUAUUAUUAUUAUUUUAUAUCAUUUAUUAUUUCUUUAUCACCGUUAUUCUUAUAUCACCUUAGUUGUCAGACCAAAGUUGUUUAAACAAUUUAGGAAUAAAUUUAAUAGUUUUUUAGAAUCGAUAGUUGCAUUGCCCAUAACUGUUACAAUAUUAAACAAUAUUUGUGUUGCAUUUGCCAUGAAUAUGUCAAGUAGAUUGCGAUGUGCUCUAGAAGCAACUGUGUUACACGGCUAUUUUCAAAGACAUAGAAAACUAUAGACAAUGUUUCAGCGUAGCCACAUGAGAUAGACUACCCAAUUGUAGGCUGUCCAUAUGAAAGACGAUACAUGAUGGACAAUAAAGACAAUAUAUAUUAUAACGCUGUCUCGUUUCUCUUGUAUGAGCGAAAUGAAAGAUGUGACGGGGUCUAUAGCUUUCUCUGUCUACAGCUAUUUUACUACGCGACUGUAAAGAUUUUAUUUGUAAAUACCGUCUCUCACGCUGAUAAUGUUCUCAAUAAAAUUUAUAAACACUAA
Plodia interpunctella (Indianmeal moth) is the source of this 3770-nucleotide messenger RNA. RefSeq names its product Rab6 (gene Rab6). The record is from RefSeq and is a predicted model, not a curated record. Gene Ontology annotation, molecular function: GTPase activity; GTP binding. Lineage: Eukaryota; Metazoa; Arthropoda; Insecta; Lepidoptera; Pyralidae. The transcript is spliced from 6 exons. Gene Ontology annotation, biological process: vesicle-mediated transport. The coding region runs from base 154 to 783 and encodes 209 amino acids.